CAACAACCAUUAAUUCCGUGCAUGCUGUUGCGCCGCCUGCCUCUCCUCGGUCGUCCUCUCUGCAUCCAUCGAACCAUCAUGACAACGCCAGCCGCCGCCGACUUUGAAGGCGAAAUCAUCAGCGAAGGCCGCGCCAAGAUCCUGUUUCCCAAGGGCAACCAAGUGUUCUACAACAAGGUGCAAGUACUCAACCGCGACCUCUCCAUCGCCGUGAUCAACCAGUUUGCGCACGAACGGGCCAAGGAAACCAUCCUUAAGCAGCGGAAGCGUGAAAAGAAUGACGCGGUGCCCACGGUCGACGAAGUCCAAGCGCAUGUCCGCGACAACGCCGACACGAACGGCCUCAAAAUCUUCGAGGCGCUGGCGGCCAGCGGCCUUCGCUCCAUUCGGUACUUGCAGGAAAUCGAGGGCGUGCAAUCGAUCCUCGUCAACGACUUGGACCCUGCCGCCGUCAUCUCUAUCAAGCGCAACAUCGAAUACAACCAACUGAGCACGGACAAACUCAUCCCGAACGAAGACGACGCAACGUCCGUCAUGUACAGCCAUCGCAAGGAAGCCGACAACUUUGACGUGAUCGACCUGGAUCCGUACGGGUCGGCGUCCAUCUUCCUCGACGGCGCCGUCCAAGCGAUUGCCAACGGCGGCCUUCUUUGCGUCACGUGCACCGACAUGCCCGUGCUCUGUGGCAAGGACCCUGACGUUUGCUUUUCGCGGUACGGAGUCGUGCCAUACAAGUCCAACUACCUCCACGAAAACGCCCUCCGCAUGGUGCUGCACUCGAUUGAAUCCGCGGCGGUCAAGUAUCAAAAGCACAUUGUGCCCAUCAUUUCUUGCAGCAUUGACUUUUACGUGCGCGUGUUCGUCCGUGUGUACAAGUCCCCUGUCAACGUCAAGGCGUCUAUGACUAAACAGUCGUACGUGUACCAGUGCACCGGGUGCGACAGCUUUCACUUGCAAUCGCUUGGGAAAUUCAACGGCAAAACGUACCACGCGUCGUUCGUGGAACCGGAUGUGGUGGGCAGUGGCAAGUGCGAUCAGUGUGGCCGACGCUUCAAGAUGUCUGGUCCGAUCUGGUCGGCGCCCCUGCACAACAAGGACCUGGUGCUCAAGAUCCGCGACAACGUGCUCAAGAAUCCCACCAAGUACCCGACCAAGGACCGGCUCCACGGCCUGCUCACGUCCGUGUCGGAGGAGGUGCAGGAGGACGCGCCGCUGUACUACACGCUGCCGGGGCUGUCCAAGACGCUCCACUGCCAGCAGCCCCGCAUGGACCAAGUGCAAGUGGCGCUCAUCAACGCCGGGUACAACGUAUCGCAGUCGCACAAAGUGCCCGAAGCCGUCAAGACGAACGCCCCCAACCACGUCGUGUGGGACAUCAUGCGCUCGUGGGUGAAGAAGCAUCCGAUCCAUAAAAAGGCAAGUCUAUAUAUAUAUAUAUAUAUGGUCAGUUUACGAAUGAACGAUCGAUCGACGUAGCGAGUAAACGACAACCACGACGUGGGCGUCAACAUUUUGGCCAAGGAGCCGGCAUUUGAAGCGCAAUUCUCGGUACAAUAUACACCCUUGGAAUACUGUAUUGCGUGGAUGUGACGGUGGUGACUAGGGCAAGCGUCCAUCGGCCGACAAGGAAAAGGCGCUGCGCUUCCCCAAGAACCCUGAAGCCCACUGGGGCCCCAAGAGUCGCGCACGGGGCUUGGCACCGAGUGAGCUGGCGAACGUUGUGGGUAGGUGGUUUUGUCAGAUGGAAUUGGUUUGAAUACGCGGCUGUGUUGUAGAAGCUCACCAAGAACCCGAGGCCAAGAAGCCUAAAGUGGACGAGUAGAUGAUGGAGUUAGCAAUAUGCGACUAAAACAAGUAUACAAACCUUCUACUUAUUCCGGAA
Messenger RNA from Aphanomyces astaci, 1882 nucleotides. Its product is annotated as N2,N2-dimethylguanosine tRNA methyltransferase, variant 4. Bases 22 to 1476 code for a protein of 484 amino acids. Gene Ontology annotation, cellular component: nucleus. NCBI's taxonomy places the organism in Eukaryota, Oomycota, Saprolegniomycetes, Saprolegniales, Verrucalvaceae. The record is from RefSeq and is a predicted model, not a curated record. Gene Ontology annotation, molecular function: RNA binding. Gene Ontology annotation, biological process: tRNA N2-guanine methylation. The transcript is spliced from 8 exons.